AAUGCGGUGAGAUGCACGCGCCACCUGGUUCGUUUAUAAUAACUGUUGAUGGCAUUCGUGGCCCCUACUCUCCAAAACAAACUCACAACGCUCCAAACAAACCAUUGUCAUUCAUCCAUAAACCUCUCUCUUUCUGUACUCUCUCUCUCUCUGUGGUUUUUGGAUCUGGCCGUUGAUUUUUUCGGGACGGCAAUAAUUAUUUGCAUGAACGCCGGAGAUGGCUUCUGUUUGCGUCAACAAUGUUACUGUUUCUCAGGAAUUUCCUACUUACGGAUGUUUCAACCCACGAGCUUCUUUCAGCCGUGAAGAUGGUGGUCGGAGUUCUGGAUCCGCCGCAUCAGAGAUUCCGAAGGAGGAAAUAGCAGUCGGAGCUGGUGAUUUCGAGUUUAGGUUAGAAGAGGAUCCAGUCGGAAUGCUCCCAGCCGAUGAGCUUUUCUCCGACGGAAAACUCGUGACGAAGCAGCAACAACAGACGGUGGAGACCGGCGGGAAAUGCAGGAGGAUGGAAGUGGUUGAGAUGGAGAUCUCCGGUGGUGGCGAUAAUUGUUCCUUUUCUCCAAAGGCGCCACGUUGUUCGAGUAGAUGGAGGGACUUGUUAGGGCUUAAACGAUUCUCUCAGAAUAGCAAAGCCGCGUCAACGGCGACGACAACGACGAUUCCUUCGAAUCCGAGAUCGUCUACUUCGUCGUUGAAACAAUUCUUACAUCGGAGCUCCAGAUCCUCGUCGUCUUCCGGAUCUUCCUCUUCAGAUGCUUCGUUACUCAUGAGUCUUCCUCUCCUCAAGGAUUCCGAUUGCGAAUCUAUCUCUAUAUCAUCUUCUCGUAUGUCUCUCUCAUCUUCCUCCUCCGGCCACGACCACGAAGAUAUCCCAAGGCUCUCUCUCGAUGCAGAGAGACCUAACCAUAACCAUAACCAUAACCACAUCAUUAACCUCAACCACAAUCUCACUGCGAAUCCAUUUGCUCCCGCUCGUAGCCUAAACCCAAAUCCACCGAGAAUGAGGUUAGUGAACCAUUCAUCAGCAGGAACCGGAGGAGGGAGAGUUGGACGAAGCCCGAUGCGACGUUCCGGUGGAGAAACAUCUCAAACAUCAGCGAUUACGAGCAGAGGAGUCUCUGUAGACAGUCCAAGACUAAACUCUUCAGGUAAAAUCGUGUUUCAGAGCCUUGAAAGAAGCUCAAGCAGUCCUAGUAGCUUCAAUGGUGGAACAAGCGGGUAUAGACACAGAGGAAUGGAGAGAUCGUAUAGUUCAAACGUUAGGGUAACUCCAGUACUAAACGUUCCCGUUUGUUCAAUUAGAGGUGGUUCAGUAGUAUUUGGCCAGUUCUUCUCUUCCUCGUCGCAACACAAUAAAACAGGGAAUGGCAACAACAACAACAACAACAGAUCGUCGUCUCAUAUCAGUAGAGGUCGUAACUCCACGGAUCGAAUCUAACCCCGACAAGGAAAUCAUCAAAUGGUAACAACAACACAAUCUUGUUGAUUCAACAGUAGCUAGCUAGCUAGUAGCCUAGUAGUAAUCAUUCUGUUUUUUGGUUUGUUUACAACAAAUCUUAUUUUUAACA
This is a messenger RNA of Arabidopsis arenosa, 1565 nucleotides long. The record is from the annotation of a GenBank genome assembly. Lineage: Eukaryota; Viridiplantae; Streptophyta; Magnoliopsida; Brassicales; Brassicaceae.